CUCUCUCUCUCUCUCUCUCUCUCUCUGCAUAACACUGUGAUAGCACACAAAAUUCAGAAGGUGGCAGCAUAUUGGGCAUGCAGUUUAGUUGUGAUUCUUGUUCAAUUAGCUUCCUUUUGUGCUAUUAGCAUCUUGUGUUCAUCUGGGUGUUGGAAUCUUGUAUCAAAAACUCUCCUUUUCUUUGAGAUGAGAUUCUGGUUUUCCCAACUUUCCAAUGAGUGUAUUAUGUUUCAAAUAAUGGAAGUUCAAGCACCUGCAAGAGAAAUCAGUACUAAUACAAACCAAAAAUAUGACCUCAGAUCAGUACUUCAGGGAUGCUGCUCGCGAAAUCAGUACCUUGGAAGACAUACCCUCCUUGGAAAAGUGGAAAUCUUCCACCAAUGCUGGUGUAGAUUCCGAUCGAAAUGCCACCGAAGGAUUCGACUGCAACAUCUGCCUAGAAUGUGUGCAAGAACCGGUAGUUACCCUUUGCGGCCAUCUCUACUGCUGGCCCUGCAUUUACAAAUGGCUCCAUAUCCAAACCAUCUCUUCCAAAAACAUGGAGCAGCAGAAGCCACAAUGUCCUGUGUGCAAAUCAGAAGUUUCUCAAUCCUCCCUAGUUCCACUCUACGGCCGGAACCAAGUCGCAACGCCGUCCGGGAAAAAUGCUCGCCAAUCAGGCUCUUCAAUACCUAGAAGACCCCCUGGCCGGAGACCAUACAAUCCUGCAGCAUCUGUUUUACAGUCUACUUCUCAAACUAAUCAACCUCGACCAUUCGACUCGAUUCAAAGCAGUUACACUUCAACAUCUGGAAUUUUUGGUGAGAUGAUAUAUGCAAGGGUGUUUGGUAAUCAAUUGAGAAACAUGUAUACAUAUCCAAAUUCUUAUUGUCUUUCAGGGAGUAGUAACCCAAGGAUCAGAAGGCAAUUAAUGGAAGCUGAUGAAUCACUCAGUAGAAUAUGUUUUUUCCUCUUCUGCUGCUUGGUUAUGUGUCUUCUCUUGUUCUGAGUCAAGGCUGCUACUUCAUUUUUAAUAUAUUUUUUUGAAUGUACAAAUUUGUAGAGUAUCAUUUAGUCAGAUUCAGGCAUUCAGGCAUAUAUGUUGUGAACUUGAUAGAGACGUUGCAAAUUAAUGUUGAGUUAUAUAUGUAAUUUAAUUAUUACCAAUCUUGCAUUUAGCUUUGUGAAAUAGAUGUAUGUGUAAAUUUGAGUAAAUCCACAUAAUGGUUCAUGAGAUUAAGCGGAUUAUCCA
This is a messenger RNA of Arachis ipaensis, 1231 nucleotides long. The record is from RefSeq and is a predicted model, not a curated record. NCBI's taxonomy places the organism in Eukaryota, Viridiplantae, Streptophyta, Magnoliopsida, Fabales, Fabaceae.